AUGGCUGAAUUCGAGUCGACGAGUUACAGCUUCGGUGACUUGUCCGGUGAGAUGGACCAACCCAUCAUGACAGUCUGUGACGACGACGAUUUCGACGAGCCAGUGCGAGAAACGAUCAUGCGAGAUCUGCGCGAUGUUGCCCACAAAUUCAAACAUGUCGUCUUCCCACUGAAAGAGAAAUACAUUUGGCAAGUUUCUGUGAGCGAAUUUCAUGAAAGCAAAGAGGGAUCAAAUUUGCUUCUCCGUGACUGGGAUCUGUGGGGUCCUCUUUUGCUCUGCAUGGUUGUCGGAGCGAUUUUGCACGAAGGCCAAGGUGGUCCUCACUUUACACAGUUCUUUGUCCUCUUCUGGAUGGGCUCCGCAGUCGUCACAAUCAACAACAAAUUGCUUGGCGGCACUAUUUCGUUCUUUCAAUCGGUGUGCGUUCUUGGCUACUGCAUCGCUCCACUAUUCGCCCUUCGUUUUAUCGUCACUCUCGUCGCCUUUGGCUGGAGUUCUAGAGCUGCUAUGUGUUUUAUUGGAGACACUGCCCCAUCAGAUCGCCGGUUUCUCGCUGUCUAUCCAAUGGUUCUGUUCUAUUUCAUCAUCUCGUGGCUAGUCAUUACCUACUCCGGCUAA
Oikopleura dioica is the source of this 618-nucleotide messenger RNA. Lineage: Eukaryota; Metazoa; Chordata; Appendicularia; Copelata; Oikopleuridae. The record is from the annotation of a GenBank genome assembly.